This is a messenger RNA of Rodentolepis nana, 789 nucleotides long. Lineage: Eukaryota; Metazoa; Platyhelminthes; Cestoda; Cyclophyllidea; Hymenolepididae. The record is from the annotation of a GenBank genome assembly.
AUGAAUUUGAUUAAGUUCUCUACUUUCAUAUUUUUUGACACAGAAACAACUGGCCUCUUGCGUAAAGAUUUUCAUCCGAAAAUUACAGAAUUAACGAUGAUAGCUGUGAACAGAAGAGAUUUAUUAUCUGGUGUUAAAACUCCACGAGUGCAAAACAAAUUUACGAUGUGUUUCAAUCCCCAAUCUCAGUUUCAUCCAAUGGCAGCAAAAAUUUCUGGAUUGAACACAGAAAAUAUACGAAGUGAGAAAGAUUUUGACGAGAAUGCUGUUAGACUUUUGGAUCUAUUUCUCCGGCGUUUAAAUCCCCCUAUUUGCAUUAUUGCUCACAAUGGAUAUGAAUUUGAUUUUCCUCUUCUCCAAGCAGAAUUGCUUCGUGUAAAAUGUCAAUCGUUCGAAUUCCUCGACUGUAAAGAAAAUCCGAUCUACUGCAGCGAUUCCUUGUAUUUUUUCAAAGAAUUUAACGAUAAACUUGUUCCUCAGACCACAAAUGAGUCUUCGUCUGCUGAUGAAUCAUUGAGCAAAAAGAGUCCUCAUGGAAUCUUUUCUCUUCCAGUUGUUUUUCAACGUGUUUUUGGUUCAAUUCAUGCUAAUGCUCAUAAUGCAGAAGGUGAUUGUAUUGCUGUAAUGACGCUUGUUCAAGUUUUGGGUGAUCCCCCUCUUUCAUGGUUUGAUUCUAACUACCGCAAACUUUCGGACAUCAAGUCAAUGUACACCGUUGAUGAAACUGACCCAACCCCACUGCCUCCAGAUCAAUUCCCUAUUGAUCUUGAUCAACCGUCUAGCGAUUAG